GACCCCGGGCAGGAAGUGCUGCUGUGUUUUGGCUGCACAUGGUUUUGUACAGUAUGGAUGAGCACGUCGAGCUGCUGUUUGGUUGUUACGAGCAGAUAUUGUUUGGAUACCGAGUGACCCCGGAUGGAGAGCAAUGGACAGCCACAGUAGAUUUCAUCAAUCAUUCCCACACAGCCUCCUUAUCUGUGGUAGCCGUAAAUAACAGAUUUGUAGCCACUGGAAGCAAAGAUGAGACAAUUCAUAUCUAUGAUAUAAAGAAGAAGGUUGAACAUGGUUCCCUACUACAUCACAAUGAUCCGUGUAUCCUGUCGACUUCUUCAGGUUCAGUGGACUACGAUGAGCCGCAUUUUUUUGAAAUAUAAGUUUUUUUUAAACGUGUUGUAUUUUUUACAUUUUUUUAUUUACUUUACAGGCUUAGUAGUGGAAGU
Messenger RNA from Hyla sarda, 428 nucleotides. Its product is annotated as p21-activated protein kinase-interacting protein 1-like. The transcript has 3 exons. The record is from RefSeq and is a predicted model, not a curated record. NCBI's taxonomy places the organism in Eukaryota, Metazoa, Chordata, Amphibia, Anura, Hylidae. Gene Ontology annotation, molecular function: protein binding. Bases 39 to 362 code for a protein of 107 amino acids.